AUGAAAUUCUUCACAUUUGUCACUCUCUUAUCAAUUGCCAUUUCCACGGUGUCUUCCACCAUCGUGCCAGGCACCUACUUUGAUCGUUUCUUUUUGAUUAUGUUUGAAAACACCAACUAUGCAACAGCAAUAAAAAACGCCUAUUUAAAAGACUUGACCAGUCGUUCCAAUGGUCUUCUCCUUACCAAUUAUUUCGCAGUCGCUCAUCCAUCCGAGCCCAAUUAUGUUGCCACAAUUUUCGGUUCAACCGCUGGUGUCACAAAUGAUGGUGAUUAUAAUAUCACUGGACAAAAUCUGGUCGACCUUCUUGAAAAUAAACAAAUCAGCUGGAAGGCUUACAUGGAAGAUUACCCUGGAAACUGUUUCACUGGCGACUUCGCACCUUCGGGAACCGAUAACUACGCGAGAAAGCACAAUCCUUUCAUCUCAAUGCAAGAUAUAAGCUCAAACUCCGCCCGUUGUGCAAAAAUAGUUCCCGGAACCCAACUUGAUGCAGACAUUAACGCAAAUGCCGUACCACAAUUCGCCUAUUACGUCCCAAACCAACAAAACGACGGUCAUGAUACUGGCUUGUCAUUCGCGAUGAAUUGGUUCCAGGGUUGGUUUGAACCAAAACUUUUGAGACCAGAAUUUACCACAAAUACAUUAUUCUUUAUCGUUUUUGAUGAAUCGGGUAGCGGAUCCAGUAAUCAGGUUUUUGCUGGCCUUCUCGGUUCUCCCGUUGUCCCUCCUGGUACUCACAAGGAUGCUACCUCUUGUAACCAUUAUUCGAUCUUGAAAACCCUUGAGAAUAAUUGGAAUUUGGGAAAUUUGGGCAGGAAUGAUGUUAGCGCGAAUCCGUUUACCACUUACUUGCACCAUCCUUAA
Messenger RNA from Acaulospora morrowiae, 867 nucleotides. The record is from the annotation of a GenBank genome assembly. NCBI's taxonomy places the organism in Eukaryota, Fungi, Glomeromycota, Glomeromycetes, Diversisporales, Acaulosporaceae.